Messenger RNA from Aricia agestis (brown argus), 1104 nucleotides. Its product is annotated as la-related protein Larp4B-like. The transcript is spliced from 3 exons. Lineage: Eukaryota; Metazoa; Arthropoda; Insecta; Lepidoptera; Lycaenidae. Bases 1 to 1104 code for a protein of 367 amino acids. The record is from RefSeq and is a predicted model, not a curated record.
AUGGAGUUUAUUAAAUGUUUGACUGUGUUAGUGGUGUUUUUUGCUGACAUCGAUGCUGGUGGACAUGAAAAACAUCAUGACCACGUGAAAGUUCACUUACCAGAGUUCAUCCAUCAUGAUCACCACACCAAAGUCAUAACCAUCCACCAUCAUCAUCACAAGCCGAAGGAGCAUCAUCAUCACCAUCAUCACCACCACAAACCUCACGGACACGGCCACCAUUAUCAUCACAAGAAAUCAUCAACACAUCACGUUUCGAAAGGUCAUUCAAGUGGGCACGGGCAUAGCGGACAUCAUCACGGCCAUCAUCACGGCCAUCAAGGGCACCAUCACGGUCAUCACGGGCACCAUCAAGGCCAUCACGGACAUCAUGGCCACGAGCACAAGCACCACGAUCCAACGCCCACCUUCAACUACAAUCCUCCAACGGUCAACUACGAUCCUCCAACGGUUAACUACGAUUCACCAUAUACGCCGUUCACUUCGUCUAUCCCGAAUAUCCCUCAUGCGCCCAAAGUGCACGGAGUAGUUCAUACAGUUAAACAGGUGAAAGUCUUCGAUUCGUUGCCCGGAGCUGUACCCGGUGCGGGCUUAGCUGGAACAGGGACCGGAUACCAGGUGACAGAGGAGGGAAGUGACCAUGAAGAUGACGUGUUCACCUCCGUCAAUACCUUACCACAAUCUUUCUCUGGAACCUUCGGUUUUGUCAGGAACGCCGCCCCAGCCCAGGAAGACCCAUUUGCGGAUAUACCACAGCAGAGCACAGCGCAGGUACAAAACCACGAUCCUUUUGCUAGCCCCCAACCAACUUCGUACGACAAUCUCGAAAACUUUUCGCAAAACGAUCCAUUUUCAUCCGUAGCUCCAACGGCUGGUGGUUUACCAACUGCCGCUUCUUCCUUCAGAUCGGACGCGGAAUUCGAUGGUAAUGGUGGAAAUAUUAACGCUUUUGACGAUCCAAGCAACAUUAUAGUCGGGAACGACAUUGGCAGUACAGCUUUUCUUUCUGACGGCGGAAAUGAUGACUCACCCGUGUCUUUCUCGCGGGAAGCGGGAAUCCAACAGACUAUAAAAACAGGUGGAGUUGAAACUUUAGUAUAUUAG